AAUAUGAAAAUAGUAGCCGCAAAAUACAGACAACUGGUUUUUUCAAAAAAUUACUUGACAAACAUUGAGCCAAUGUUUCAUUGUUUUUUGCUUUUGGUUGUAUUGUGUUUCGUUUCAUCUGUUUCUCAACGCGUUUGGUACUUUAACCCAAAUUAAAAUCAAAUAAGAAACACUUGCGCACGACAGGCAACACAGUACGCAUCUAACAUGAGCCGGCAACUGAGGUUCAGCCUCCCACACCCAGCAUCCAUAGAGGCAUGCCCAUCCCAUCUGGUGGAGAUCAAUUUAAAUGCCGAUCGAAAGUAUACUAAGCAACAGUCGGCGCAGGCGCUGGACGAGUUGCUGCAGCCGAGAACAACAAAAACACUCCCCACGCAUCGCGGCUAUCCUUAUGGCUAUGGCGACACAGAUGAUGAGGCGGACUUUUACUUCUGCAAGAAAUCCAAUUCAACUGGCCAGCUGGCAGAGAAGGUAUCGCCGCCGCCGCCAUCUGCAACCAACAUCAGCUGCUUGAGGCAAAUGUACUGUCCGGAGUGCAACGAGCGACUGCAUGAGCAGGGCGUGCGAUUGGAACGUUUACUCACCAUGUGUUGUUUCGCUUUGCUGCCCAUUUAUCCGUGCUGCAUGCGUCGCUCCAAGGACGAGUGCAAGGUGAUUUGCGGCAAGUGUGGAUAUCUGCUGGGCGCCUGGAAGCGUCAGUGAUACACGUAUUUAGCACAUAAGUUUACUUUUAUUUGAUUAAAUUUUUUCUUGUAUGAAGUUUGUUACUCUUUAAGCACCAAUUGACCCUGCAUGCCAAA
Molecule: messenger RNA, 800 nt
Organism: Drosophila navojoa
Lineage: Eukaryota; Metazoa; Arthropoda; Insecta; Diptera; Drosophilidae
Source: RefSeq, a predicted model, not a curated record